AUGCUCAGCCAAGUAGAAUAUGAACUUAGGAUGAAAACCGAAGAGCUUGAUGUUGCGGAAGCCAAUAUUACUUCUCUAGGUAACUUAUUGAAAGAGUUGCAUACUGAGAAAGAUAUUGUAGAGCAGGAAAACCAACAGCUACAAUAUGAACUUUACAAAAGGACACAAGAGUUUUUGGCUAAAAAUAACUAUGUUAGUGCUUUACAGAAAAGAUCCGAACAGGCUUCCCUCAACUAUCGUGGUAUUCUUGCAGAAAAAGAGAAGCAAUUGCAGUCAUUGAGAAUAAGGCUGGACCAACUAGAAUUUGAACUUGAGAACAAAGAGAGAGAGAGAGAGAGAGAGAGAGAGAGAGAGAGAGAGAGAGAGAGAGAGGUUUGUGUUGCUGAAGCCAAUACUGAUGUUGUAAGGAAACUAUUUGGAGAGUCACUCAUUAAGCAAGGUGUUCUAGUUGAGGAAAACCAAAGCUUGAAGAGCCAGUUUCAGUCAUAUGACAACAAGCUUAAACAACUAGAAUAUGAAGUCGAGACAGAGACAAAGGCUAAUAUUGUUGAUCUAAAGGAAGAUUUAGAAGAUGAUAUUCUUGAGUAUGAUCAGUUUCCUUGA
This is a messenger RNA of Prunus armeniaca (apricot), 603 nucleotides long. NCBI's taxonomy places the organism in Eukaryota, Viridiplantae, Streptophyta, Magnoliopsida, Rosales, Rosaceae. The record is from the annotation of a GenBank genome assembly.